This is a messenger RNA of Perognathus longimembris pacificus (Pacific pocket mouse), 3517 nucleotides long. It is a transcript of the gene Ip6k1, whose product is annotated as inositol hexakisphosphate kinase 1. Gene Ontology annotation, cellular component: nucleus; cytoplasm. The transcript is spliced from 7 exons. Gene Ontology annotation, biological process: inositol phosphate biosynthetic process; phosphatidylinositol phosphate biosynthetic process. The record is from RefSeq and is a predicted model, not a curated record. Bases 312 to 1706 code for a protein of 464 amino acids. Gene Ontology annotation, molecular function: inositol hexakisphosphate kinase activity. NCBI's taxonomy places the organism in Eukaryota, Metazoa, Chordata, Mammalia, Rodentia, Heteromyidae.
CAUCUUGUUGUUGAUCUGUACCCAGUGGGCAGCGCCGGGAGCUGGACCGAGCGGCCGCUGCGGGGCCGCUAUUGCGGGGGCUCAGCCACCUGCGCUGCCUGCCAGGGGGCGGGCCGAAACCUGGAGGCCCGGGGGGCCCAGCUCCCGUGGGGAGCCUUGGGCACCCGCUGCCCGGGCCCGGUCGGACCAAAUACUAAGCUGAGCAAGCUCUGACCAUUGGCCUUCCACUCACCAGAUCUUCUCCCUAGCUCUCUCUUGGUGGCCCAUGUGCUGCAUCCUCAGCCGACAGUGUGCAACCGGCCCCCAACGCAAUGUGUGUUUGUCAAACCAUGGAAGUGGGGCAGUAUGGCAAGAACGCAAGUCGGGCCGGAAACCGGGGAGUCCUCCUGGAGCCCUUCAUCCACCAGGUGGGCGGACACAGCAGCAUGAUGCGCUACGACGACCACACUGUGUGCAAGCCCCUCAUCUCCCGGGAGCAGCGCUUCUAUGAGUCCCUCCCUCCUGAAAUGAAGGAGUUCACCCCUGAAUACAAAGGAGUGGUGUCGGUCUGUUUUGAGGGGGACAGUGAUGGUUACAUCAACUUGGUGGCCUACCCUUAUGUGGAGAGUGAGACUGUGGAGCAGGAUGACAUGCCCGACCGGGAGCAACCUCGGCGCAAACACUCCCGCCGGAGCCUGCACCGCUCAGGCAGUGGCAGUGAGCACAAGGAGGAGAAAGCCAGCCUGCCCCUCGAGACUUCCGAGAGGCAGUUUUCAGAGAUACAAGAGCAGUACUCCAGAUUAUUGUCUCAUGUACCUGAGCCCCUGUGCCACCUAUUAGCCGACCCUGAAGGUGGCAGCUCCCAGGAGGCAAAGAGUCCGAAGGUGGAGCUACACAGCCACUCUGACGUCCCUUUCCAGAUGCUAGAUGGCAACAGUGGUCUGAGUUCUGAGAAGAUCAGCCAUAACCCCUGGAGCCUGCGCUGUCACAAGCAGCAGCUGAGCCGCAUGCGCUCUGAGUCCAAGGACCGAAAGCUCUACAAAUUCCUCCUGCUUGAGAACGUGGUCCACCACUUCAAGUACCCCUGUGUACUGGACUUGAAGAUGGGCACUCGGCAGCAUGGCGAUGAUGCAUCUGCUGAGAAAGCAGCUCGGCAGAUGAGGAAGUGCGAGCAGAGCACGUCUGCUACUCUGGGGGUCAGGGUCUGUGGCAUGCAGGUGUACCAGCUGGAUACCGGUCAUUACCUCUGCAGGAACAAGUACUAUGGCCGUGGGCUCUCCAUUGAAGGCUUCCGCAAUGCCCUCUAUCAGUACCUACAUAAUGGCCUGGACCUGAGACGUGACCUCUUUGAGCCCAUCCUGAGCAAACUGCGGGGCCUCAAAGCCGUGCUGGAGCGGCAGGCCUCCUACCGCUUCUACUCCAGUUCUCUGCUCGUCAUCUAUGAUGGCAAGGAGUGCCGAUCUGAGCUGCGUCUCAAGCACCCGGACAUGGGGCUCUCUGAGGUGGCACCGCUCUGCGGCCCCAGCACCAGCCCCAGCAGCACCAACCCCGAGGCUGGCCUCUCCUCUCCACCCAAGGUGGACGUCCGCAUGAUUGACUUUGCACACAGCACGUUCAAGGGCUUCCGGGAUGACCCCACCGUGCAUGAUGGGCCAGACAGAGGCUACGUGUUUGGCCUGGAGAAUCUCAUCAGCAUCAUGGAGCAGAUGCGGGACGAGAAUCAGUAGGCCCCGUCCUGGGCUCCCAGGACCCCUUCCUCUCCACCCGCAGGCAGGGACCAUUGCUCUGAACUUGCCGUGAGGACACACAGACUUGCUUUUAAAGGGUUAUAUUUCUCUUUGGUGUAAACUAAAAGAAAUGUUUUUAGCUGUAGCCUGGAAUCCAUAUAUAUAAAGUGAAGGAGGGCGGCACAUCGGUCCUCGGCCAGGCUCCUGAGCUCCAUGGCUCUGAUUGCUGUGUCCAGGCUGACUUAGGAAGGAGGAGGAGCCCCUGGUGGGCUUGGCAGCGGAGACAGGAUGCCCUCGGACUUUGGUUCCUCUUACCUAGUCUCUGGGGUUUGUGGUUACAGGGCCCUGCUGAGGAUGGGGUGAAGCCCUGGGCUGGCGCAGGGUCCUUUCAUUUCUAUUUAUCCCUUCUUUCCCAGAAGUAGAGGGGGUGGGGAGGCCUAUCUCUUGUAGGCUUUCCAUUCUCGUGUUGGUGUCAGCUAGCUCUUGAACAGAGGCCCUCGGGAUAGCACAGGACUAACUACACAGCUAGACCCCUCGGGUGUGAUUUUGGUUUGGGGUUAGAUUUAUGAAACUGAGCUGAAGCCAACGAAUGGCAGAGGGCAAAGCCUGUGGUUCCCUAGCCACCGCCUGGCACGCGAACCCUUUCCUCUGCCCACAGCCCUGGCCAGCCUCCCUCACCAAGCUCUCUUGCCUCACUGACAGGACACAGCUCUAUGUUCUGAGGAGAGUUGGUGUCCCAGUAGGUCUCAGGGCCUCUAGGGGCUCUGGCCUAGACAGUAUUUUCAGUUCUUGUGCUGUGGAUGGGAAUCCCCUCCCUCAAGUUUAGGCAGCUGUGCUGCCUAUGGAUGGGCUGCUGCUCCUGGGGUUCCAAGGGCUGUGGUCCGCUCAGGGUCGUAUACUUCCCCAGGCCAAGUUCAGAGCAGGAGCCCUUGGGGGAGCAUUCCAGGCCCUGAGCUUGGAAAGGGAGAACUUUAACCUUGUCUGCUUUUAGGACAUUGGGCCCUGGUGCAGGUGCCCCAAUUCUGCUAAUGGGAGCUUUGUCUGAUUAAUUCUAGUCAGUUUGUUCAUUUGUCCACCUGCCAGCCCCCUUGUUGUGGGGAGCCUUCCCUUAGGGUGUAGCCUUGCUUGUUAGUAUAUAUUGAUUUCCGUCAUGCUUUCCUCGGCAAAAUACUCCUGUUUCUGAUGUGAGUGAGCUUUUGCCCCUAUGCCCUUCCUCAGAAGAUGCCACCUUUCUAUAAAGUCCUGGUAAUAGAGUGAAUUGCAGGUGAGGUUUCCCUGCGACUUAGCACCCUUCCUGUGGGUCUGGAGUGUGGCCUUCAGUAUUGACAGUGGGGCAGUGAAAAUUCAAGGAGUGACCUUGUCCCAUGAUUCUAGUCAUUUUUUGCUGCCAGCCCUUUUGUGACAAAGACCUGCUGUCUGUAACACAGGCAGCAGCCAGUUACACUACACUCAGCCGUUGUCCAGGUUAGCAUCCUUUCCUCCAGGCCCAGGGCCACUGUCGUCACUUUGACAUGUCCCUGUUUGGGCAUUCAAGGUGAGCCUGCCAGCCUGCAUCUGUGAGAGGUAUUGGUAACUGAUGGACAGUUUCUCCAGUCCUUACAGAUCCGUCCUUGAUGGAUUCAGUGUCUUGGACUUGUGACUCCCGUGUCAGUGGUGGGCAGGUUCCCAUUGCUUGGGGCUGGGAGGUGCAGCUUUGUCUUUUUGUCUAUACUAAGGAAGAGCUACUGCCUUCCCAUCCCCCAUGGCUGAAACCACAGAAUAUGGGAGAGAAGCCAGUUGUUAUUGACCCAGUCUUACCUGGCAGGAUAGAG